GUGGUGGAAGCCCGACGGCGGUCUUGUGUGAAGGAGGGAGAGAGACUCUUUGACAAACAUGGCGACAGAUACCGGGCCAGGUGGACUUAUGCUUACUGUAUGUUUUGAGAAGACGGGUAUUGGAGAUAGUCUCUUGGAGGUUGAUGCGCACCCUCACAAGCCUUGGCUCCUGCUCAUAAGUGAGAAUAGGGAGCUGCAUGUGUGGAGCUAUGAGGAGGACAAGUUGAUUGCUGUUCAGACGUGUGGCAGCGGGUCGUAUUUUUGGAAGGCAAAAUUUUUAGCUCAGAACAACUGGAUCGUGGUUGCUUCGUCUUCUGAAACUGCUCAUAGUCGCAACGAAAUUAUCGUUUAUGGAGUGGUGGAGACUCCAAUCGUCGACCCACGGAAAACUGAAGACGUUAAGCGGUCGCAGAAACUCGAAGAAGUUAAGCGGUUACAGUACUGGUCGAACGAAAUCAACUACCUGGCUGUGGAUCAUUGCGGCCCGCAGCACGUGCUGAUUCCGUCUGUUUGCACGGGCGGGGUACUGGUCUAUCCGUACGGCCGCAAGAUGGAAACACCUGAAUGGCAGGGCUUCGAAACUUGGGAUUUGAACUGUGAUUGGAAGCAUACCACCUUCGGCAAUUGUCAGUCACUCGUAGCGAGGGUCGUAUUCCACCCUCUCGAACCGCAUAUUUGUGCGUCUGCCGGGUACGAUGGGAAAAUCAAUGUGUGGGACGUUGAAAAGGGGUCCUGUCUGCAUACGCUCGAAGGCAACGACCCGAUUUCUUCAUUGCAAUUCAGCCCCGACGGGCGGAAGUCGCUUUUGAUCGCCGGCCAUCCUUAUGGCUGGGUACAGAUUUGGGACUACCGGCAGAACAAACGUGUGGUCCAAUUUCGAGCACAUGAAUGCUCCGUCGUGGAGGCCUUCCUCCAUCCACACCUGCCGUACAUUUUCAGCGCGUCUUCAGACGGGACCAUCAGAGUUUGGGACCCUUCUAGCUACACGUUGGUGAGGUCCUGUUGCACCAGUAGCUUGAAGUCGCUCUCGAGCAUGGCUCUUUGUUGGAACACAGGAGGGAUCGCGGUUGGAGGUAAGGGAGCCGUCGCGGUCAUGAAGAUAGAUAUAUCGAAUACCCACCUAAGGGAGGUGUUAAGAAUGGGGGAGGAGUCGGCGAGGCAAAGACGGGAAGUGGAAAUCGCACGGCAAAAGUGGGAAAAGGGUUUGCGGAAACUGAAAGCAGAGCACGAGAGCAAGGCACGAGUGUAUGCGAAGAAGAUCAAGGAGCUCAUGGCUGCAGUAAACGACCUGACAGCAGAACGGAACGCACUGAAAGAGAUUUUGGGGCAUCCGUCAGCUGAGCAUGAGAAUAAGGAGAGAAUGCAGGCAAAGACGAUGAAGCGCUGUAGGAAGGAGGGUGGCGAUCGCACGACAGAUAGGGAUACCUUCAAAAACUUUCAGGCGUCCGAGCAAUCUGCAACCGAGGAGAGGGAAGAAAAGGAUCAAAUACGGGCAAAGAAGUUCAAGACGGUCUAGAAUGACAUUCUCAAAAUCUCAGAGCGGAGACUUAAGGUCUUCAGGAAAGGAGCAUCGUCAAGCCGUCAAACAAACAAAGAGAAGUUUAACUC
Chara braunii is the source of this 1608-nucleotide messenger RNA. Lineage: Eukaryota; Viridiplantae; Streptophyta; Charophyceae; Charales; Characeae. The record is from the annotation of a GenBank genome assembly.